AUGGUUCCAGCUCUGUCAACACUGCUUCCAGUUAUGGAUCGAGCUCUGUCAAGACUGCCUCAAGUAGUUAUGGUUCCAGCUCUCGGCCUGUCUCUAGUUAUGGCUCAAGUUCUCGGCCUGUUUUUAGUUAUGGCUCCAGCUCUGUCAAGACUGCCUCCAGCUAUGGAUCGAGCUCUGUCAAAACUGCUUCUAGUUAUGGCUCCAGCUCUGCCAACACUGCUUCCAGUUAUGGAUCGAGCUCUCGGCCUGCCUCCAGCUACGGCUCCAGCUCUGCCAACACUGCCUCCAGCUACGGCUCCAGCUCUGUCAAGACUGCCUCCAGCUACGGCUCCAGCUCUGUCAAGACUGCCUCAAGUUAUGGAUCGAGCUCUGCCAACACUGCUUCCAGUUAUGGAUCGAGCUCUCGCCCUGUUUCCAGCUAUGGCUCCAGCUCUCGCCCUGCCUCCAG
This is a messenger RNA of Ogataea haglerorum, 448 nucleotides long. RefSeq lists its product as uncharacterized. The annotation marks the transcript as partial. Lineage: Eukaryota; Fungi; Ascomycota; Pichiomycetes; Pichiales; Pichiaceae. The transcript has a single exon. The record is from RefSeq and is a predicted model, not a curated record.